This is a messenger RNA of Sclerotinia sclerotiorum 1980 UF-70, 447 nucleotides long. RefSeq lists its product as hypothetical. The record is from RefSeq and is a predicted model, not a curated record. NCBI's taxonomy places the organism in Eukaryota, Fungi, Ascomycota, Leotiomycetes, Helotiales, Sclerotiniaceae. The transcript has a single exon. Bases 1 to 447 code for a protein of 148 amino acids.
AUGGUUCAAUUCCGAUGCGAUAAUAGAGUUAGAUUGGAAGGCGACCAUCGAAAAGAUUAUGAUCGCGUACGUGUGGGCAAUGGCGAAGAUUAUGAAAUUUGGUGGUUUGGUGUUGUUGAAGAAUACUCCUCGAGGGAGCUCUCGUAUCCCAAAGAUAGACUGGGUGGCUUGGCUGGGGUGGCCAAAUUUAUUUCCGACUAUCUGAUAGAAAAUGGGAGUACAGCGGAGUAUCUUGCAGGAUUGUGGCUCAACGACAGGUUGGAGCAUCAGCUUCGCUGGGAAUAUAUCGAGCCAAAAUUGUCGUUUACUGCGAUGCUGGAGUACCUGCAAGACGAAAGAAAAUUUAUUGCUCCGUCUUGGAGCUGGGCAUCUCGAAACGCCGGUGUCCAUUUUCCUGGAAAUGGUUCUAACUCUGAUAGCUUCCAGGUUAUCGAGUAUGACCUAUAA